UUCGGUAUGCUUAUGUAAGCAGAGCGUCAAGUCUUCCGCCGUCCGGACGUCCACCGACUCUCUCCCAGCUAUCACUGUUGCUCAGUGCAAGUACAACGUUUUCGACCUGGAUUUCCACCAGAGCCAGGAAUCUAAUUAUCUGAAGUAUGGCUAAGCCAAGUCCAUAGUAUCAUUGCGUUUUCGUGCGCAAUGAGAGAAUGAGGAAUGGUGAGUUUAUUCUGCAUCUAGAAUGGAGUGUGUCUACAGAUACCCGCAUUUUCAUUGGUUUAGUCUAUACUUACUCAAUGAAGGAAGGAGUUUCCCGUACUAAAAGGACUAAGGAACUGCCGGUCACAGGCACAAGCUCUAUUCUCUACAUCUAUUCUCCAUCAUCAUCAUGUCUCAAACUCAAGCUGUGUAUCAUGGUGGAUGCUACUGCGGUGCUACUAGGUUUGAGGUGUCGGGAAAGCCGAUUAUCAGUGCUUAUUGUCAUUGUACGUUGUGUCAACGACUCACCGGGUGCCCCUUUGUUCACACCAUUCAUUUUGAUCCUCCUGCCUUUCGUUGGACUCACGAUGGCGGCGAACAGGCCCUCGAGCUUUACAAGGUAAAGGACAAACCGGCCAAGCACCGAUAUCGAUGCAAAGAAUGUGGUGCUUGCGUCGCAUCCUACCAUGCUCAGCGCGAUCGAUGGAGUAUCUGGGGCGGUCAAUUAAAACGUACCCACGAGACAGGUCAGAUCGAAGGUUGGAGAGAGAUGAAGGCAACACACCAUAUCUUUUACGGAACCCGUAUGCUGGACGUGGAAGAUGGCCUUGCGAAAUGGGAAGGCUACGAGAAUACGUCAACCCGUUUAGGCUAAUUCGGCGGGAAAUGAUUGGAACUUAGGAGCUGGGGAAUAACAGGAUAUGAGGAUCAUGUGGACUGUCUACGACUUCCUAGUAUAGAUUGAUAGAAGUCAAUUUUCGAUAGUGUUAUGCAAUGAGGCUGCCGACAUAUAAAAGUAUAAAAGAGAGGCGCCAGUUACACCCUUC
Marasmius oreades (fairy-ring Marasmius) is the source of this 1013-nucleotide messenger RNA. RefSeq lists its product as uncharacterized. Bases 377 to 841 code for a protein of 154 amino acids. The record is from RefSeq and is a predicted model, not a curated record. The transcript has 2 exons. Gene Ontology annotation, molecular function: carbon-sulfur lyase activity. Lineage: Eukaryota; Fungi; Basidiomycota; Agaricomycetes; Agaricales; Marasmiaceae.